Emiliania huxleyi CCMP1516 is the source of this 750-nucleotide messenger RNA. RefSeq lists its product as hypothetical. The transcript is spliced from 2 exons. The record is from RefSeq and is a predicted model, not a curated record. Bases 1 to 750 code for a protein of 249 amino acids. Lineage: Eukaryota; Haptophyta; Isochrysidales; Noelaerhabdaceae.
AUGCACAUCGCGUGGAUUGGAAACAGCUACGUCUACUACCACGACCUGCCGCUGAUGCUCGCCGGCCUCCUCGCGGCGGGCGGCGUCUCGUCCUCGAGCGGGCAGGUCACGCCGGGUGGCCAGCGACUGGCGCAGCACGCCGCUGACUUGAGCGUCGCGGCGCUGCUGGAGCAGCCGUGGGACGUCGCAGUCCUGCAGGACAACUCCGCCGUCCCGGGCGGCGCCGACUCAGGCGACCGCGCCGCGUCCGAGUCGGCGCUGCGUGACUUCUUCGCGCCUCGCCUCGCCGGCCGUCGCGUGCUGCUCUACGGGACAUGGGGCCACGCGGCGGGCUGCGCCUACGCCCGGCUGCGCGCCCGCUACCCUGAUUACGCCACGAUGCAGCGGCUGACGACCGCGGGCUGCGAGGGCUACACGCAGCUGCUGCGGGCCGCCGGGGCGGAGGCGGAGCUGGCUCCCGUCGGCGACGCGUUCGAGCUCGUCCACCGAGAGGAGGUGGAGGCGGGCCGCGACCCGCUGUCGCCCGCCUCCCUCUUCCGCCGUCUCUACGCGCCGGACGACCUCCACCCUUCCCGCCUGGGCUCGUACCUUGCCGCCUGCGUCUUCUUUGCGGCGCUCACUGGCGCGCAUGUGGAGGACAGCGCUGCCGCCUCCCGCUUCCGCCCGUCCGAGGCGCAGGCGGAGCACGACCGCAAGAUGCGCGAAAAGCACGGAACACUCGAAAUCACCACGCGGUUUUGGCAAAAGUAA